AUGUCUGUGAGGGAUGAGCUGGGAGCAUCGGGUGGAUGUCAGUGCAGCACCGACAUGAUCCACGUUGCGGUUCAAAGUGUCAGUGAGAGCAGAGACUUCACGGUACCACGGGACUGCACCGUCAGACAGCUGAAGCAGGAUCUCUCAGAUCGUGCGGGGGCCUCAGCAGAGCAGCUCCUGCUGAUCCACUCAGGCCGAGUCCUCACAGAGUCUCAGAUCCUGAGUCACCUUAAAGGGAAGGGUGAUUCUGUCAGCCUCUGCAUGAUCCGAAGGCCUCAGUGUUCCUCUGCUGCCGCUGACCUGUCCUCGGAGACGAUCCACCAAGAGCUCACAGACGUUCUCGACCCUGAUCAUGACGACCUGACGCCAUCUCCCACCUCUCCCUUCUGCCUGGUCCUACUCUUUUGAUUUGACCUUGGUCCCACAGUGGACAAUCUUGGCCUGGCAACAGGCGAGUCUGGCUUCUUCCCUGCACUCCAGCACCAGAUGGAGAAGCAGCUGUUGGAUGACCCAGAGAUGAUGCGUCGUGUCCUGGGCAGCCCUUUGGUGCAGAGCAUACUCUCUACUUCCAGCCCUCAGAUAACCAGACAGCUCAUUCUGUCCAAUCCUCAAAUCCAGAAGCUCCUAGAGACAAAUCCAGAGGUUGGAGACAUGCUCAACAACACUGACAUCAUCACAGAGGUGCUGGAGCUCGUCCGAAACCCUGACAAGAUAGAGGAAGUGAUGUGUAAUGAAGACAGCACAACAGACGAGUUGAAACCAGAGCGAGACAACCCUGAACCCAUCAAUGGGGACUCUGAUGACUUCCAGAAGACUGAAGCAAAAACACAGGAACAUGAUCUCAAUCUAUCACAGACAGGAGAACCCCAAGUGGUGAAUAUUUCCUCUGGGAAACAACAGGCCCCCAAAGGAGAAAGAAACCAGAGUCCGCCGUUCUCCAGUCACUCCACAGAUCCUCUCAGAGAACUGACUGCCACACCCACAGCUGACCCAAACCCUCAGAGCACUGUCACUGCAGGCAUGCAGUCGCUGCUGGAGGAGAUCACGGCCAGUCCUGGUCUGAUGGAGAGUCUUCUCUCUGGGCCGUAUGUCAGCAGCCUUCUAAACUGCCUCGGCCAAAACCAGGAUCUGGCUGCACAGAUGCUGCUGAGCCACCCUUUGUUCUCAGGGAAUCCUAAACUGCAGCAGCAGAUGAGACAGCAGCUGCCUCUCUUCCUGCAACAGAUGCAGAGUCCGGAGCUGCUGUCGGCCAUGUUGAACCCCAGAGCCAUGGAGGCUCUGCUACAGAUCCAGCAGGGACUACAAACUCUGGCUGCAGAGGCUCCCGCCCUCAUACCUGUGGUUGGACUCGGAAACACUGGAGCCAGUGCUGAUGUUGCCCCUGAGCUCGAAUCCAACUCUUUCCUGAACAGCCACUCAGGAAAUUGUCCUCAGGUUGCCACGGUGACAGAGCAGCAGCAGCAGUUCGUGCAACAGAUGCUGCAGGCACUGGCUAAUAAUGGGGUCCAUGGUGAGGAGGCUGAGCUCCAAGAGGAGCUGGAGCACCUGAGCUCGAUGGGAUUCAGAGACAAGCAGGCAAACCUUCAGGCCCUCAUCAGCACAGGAGGAGACCUCAGCACGGCCAUACAACAUCUGCUCGGCCUCUGA
Messenger RNA from Limanda limanda (common dab), 1647 nucleotides. RefSeq names its product ubiquilin-1-like. Lineage: Eukaryota; Metazoa; Chordata; Actinopteri; Pleuronectiformes; Pleuronectidae. The transcript has 11 exons. Gene Ontology annotation, molecular function: polyubiquitin modification-dependent protein binding. The record is from RefSeq and is a predicted model, not a curated record. Gene Ontology annotation, biological process: ubiquitin-dependent protein catabolic process. Gene Ontology annotation, cellular component: cytosol.